Molecule: messenger RNA, 6517 nt
Organism: Uranotaenia lowii
Lineage: Eukaryota; Metazoa; Arthropoda; Insecta; Diptera; Culicidae
Gene: wapl
Product: protein wings apart-like
Exons: 8
Coding region: 495-5318 (1607 amino acids)
Biological process (GO): regulation of chromosome condensation
Source: RefSeq, a predicted model, not a curated record
CAAGGAAAAACUUUCGCGUAAAUAAAAUUUCGGUCGCGAUCGCCUGCUUCGGUUUCCGUCGCGAGUUUUCUAUUUCGAGCAAAUCCGGUCGUGUUCCGCCGGUCGAAAGUGGUCCGUUCCGAGCCCUGGCCGGUCCGGCGGCAUGGAAGUAUCGAAUGCGGACGGAAUCCAUCGGUGGAAAGCCCGCUAGGCGCAGGAAAUUCGAAGGCAAAUUUGCACCUUCGCUGGAAGCAAUCAUUCAUUUUUUGUCUGCUUGUUCAAAGGAGUAGUUGGUUGGAGGAAGCAGCCAAAUAUAGGAGAAAGGCGCACCACCAACAAAAACCCGCUGCUACGGGGUGCACCAGAGCGAGAAAGAUAUAUUCAAACGCGCAAACUAUUGUGAAUUAAAACAAAAACUGACCAAGCAACGUGAACGUUUGCACGUGGCUACGUUCCAUAUAACGCUGGCAGCAUCUCUGUAAUAAAUUAUUGUAAUAAACCAUACAAUCAACACGAUGUCCAAGUGGGGAAAAAAUCACGGACUGAUCGUUCCGAUCGAUUCGCUGUUAAAGGAAAAGGAAAACACCAACCGGCCUACGCCGCUACGUUCCGCCGGUCUUGUUGGUCGCUGGGGUAUCACAAGUUUUACCUCGAUUCGAAACACGACCUAUGAAUUUGAGAGCACCAGCCCAAAACAAUCGGAAGAGCUCAACUGUUCCUCUAAUUUGGAGAGCCUGUCCACGCAGGUCCCGGCGGCACCGAAGCCGAAGAAAUUCUUCAAAAGUCGUAACGUACUACCGCCGCCCACUCCCGAUCCACAUCGGCAGGAUGCGGCGGUGCCACAUCAUCACAUGCAGCAGGUUCUGCACCAUCAGGCGGCACAGCUACAGGCCCGCAUUAACCAGAAAGCUGGGGGUAGUCCGCCCUACAGCCCAGGGGCCGCUUUCUAUCAACCUAAAGCUACGGCGUCGUCAAAAUCACCGGGUAAAUUCGAAGAUAAACCCGUUGUUGCAGCAAAGAAACGAGGUCGCAAGAAAAAAAUUAAACCCGAAGAACAACCAGUUGUUGAAGGAGAAGAAUCCGCUGCCCCCUUAGAAAUUAAACCGGAAGCAAAGACGAAAGUCGAGCCCAAAAAGGAGAAGAAAGAAAAGAAACAGAAAAAACCGAAAAAGGAGGUGGAAGCUCCUCCGGAAGCUCCCAGGCGAUCAUCCGGCCGCAGUCGGAACGUUGUAAGCUACAAUGAAGAUGACGACAGUUUCGACAGUAUAAUUCGGCUUCGGCAGGGAGCACAGGACACUCCUCCGUUGGGCCCCUCGAAGCUGGCUGGCGAACCGCCAACUUUAGAGGAAGCCGACUCAGAGCAGGAAGAACAAGCGGAAGAACCCGCUGCGGAAGCAGCUGUACCAACACCCGCACCAGUUCCAACUGUGCCGGUACCGGUGGCUGUCAGUCCGGCUGCUAAGUCUGGUAGUGGAAGUGGUGCGGAAGAUCGAGUCGUUAAAACCGUUAAGAUACCGGUGCCGCUGUCUUCGCCCUCUGUCGUCGAACAUCCACCGAUUGUACUACGGAUAUCAAAGGGAACCUCCCGCCUUGUAAGCACCGACAGUGAAGGUGUCUACUCACCGCCACAUGCUGCCCCCCUGACGCCUGCUCAUCAUUCGGUUCCGACGCCUCCAGUCGUGACAACUCCCAAGCGACUCGAACAGGAACCUCCAGUAAAAGUUGCCAGUCCUGCUACGAGAGCACCUUCUCCUCCUCUUCCGGUCGAAGUAGAAUCACCGGCACCAGAAUCGGCAUCAGUCCCCCCGGUAGAACAGCAACCGGAAGUUGAACCCCGCAAAGACGACUUGAAGAUAAAAAUCUCACUCAGCAAGAGUCUAAUAAGCAACGGAAGCGGCAACUCUUCGAGCAAAAGUAAAAAGGAAAGCAAGAAAGAGCUUAGGCACUUCAAGAAGCGAGCCAUCGCUCGGGAGAAGGGUCGUGCCAGCAAACGGGCCAAACGGGGAACGGGUGUCGAAGAAUUUGAUCAUCCCGAAGAAGAAGAAGAAGUCGUUAACAGAGAUGAGGACCUUUUGGCAGGUGUUGCAGACGAUCUACGGGUAGACCCCAUAGUAUUACCCAUCAGUAGACCAACAUUCCCGCUACCGGGAACGGAUGCCUACGAGCUGUACCGAACCUUAGCUUCUCCAUCCGGUAACGAUGAUUUCGACUCGCAGAGUUCGAUUCUGGGUAGUGCUUCGUCGAAUAACACUCCGCAACAUGCCGGCGCAGCAGCGGCCGAAGAUUGUCGAAUAAUCCAUAGCCGGGGAUCGAGUGAUUGUGGUAGCGAUCUUGAACUUUCGCAAAAUAGUCAGAAUAGUCAAAACAGUUCGACGGCGGCGGCACCGCCCUCAGAAAUAAAUUUUGAAAGUGAAAAUACACAGGACAACAAAGAAGAAGAGCCGAAAGAUCAGACCAAGGUGGUUGAGGAAACCAAAGAUCCUCCACCACGUGAAGAACGUGUUCAAGUGCUGAAGUUAAGUUUAAAAGUGACGAAACCAGCGCGAGCUACUCGAAGCAGCAAAAUGAAGCAGCAUGUGGAAGUGAUAACGAAACCCGAACCGAUUCCGGUUCCAACGGUUGUACCUUCUUCGGUAGAGCCUCCGGUGAAAAAGUUCGGUCGUUCAACGCGCAAUCGCAAUAAUAACAAUAAUGUCGUUGAAGCCGUUGCUGAACCACCCAAAACGAAAGAACCAACACCGGAACCCGUUCGGGAACCAUCACCACCUCCAGCUCCUGUCAAAGCUGCCACUAGGCAGUACGGGCGACGAAAGAAGAACGUCGUGCCCGAAGACUACCAACCGGAUCCUUCACCAUUGACUAGUCCAAACCGACAGCCCGUCAUCGAUCCACAACCUGAUCCAUUCACCCUAGCUUCCGGAAGUGAAACCAGCGUGGUGCAAAUUCCCUCGUCCAUUAGUUCCGCAUCGACCGGACUUGAUCUGACGACCAGCGCUUCCCGAACCGCACCUCCCCCGACGACAGUCCCAACUCCGUUCCAGGACGAGAACAAACCCGAACCGACAGAGUACAAAAUCAAGAACAAAUUCAAAAAGUCCUACUUCCGCAGCGAGGAAUUGGCCAAACAGCAGCAACAACUUUUACAGCAACAAGAAAGUCGACCACUGGCAGAAACCCCCGGAAACGGUCCGGCAAGUGGUGUUCCCUCGGCUGCCCCUGCCAGUACCCUCACGGUACCACCAAUCACCAUUCCCCUCAGCUCUAUUGGAGCAGCUUCAGCCGAACCAAGUCAACAACAACCCGUGAAAUUGGUGAUCUCUAAAAAGAAAGGAAGUAUCUUCAAAAGCCGACCGUUGACUGGAAGUGCCGAGGCGGCAGACAAAAAACGACACAUGUACAAACACAAAUGGGACGACGAUGGUGAUGGAGACGGUGGCAAGGACAAGGGAGACCUUGCGGAUGGUGAAAACGAACAACAAGUUGACACCUUUGAAGGAGAACCGUCCGGAUUGUCUCGCGUCACCAGGAUACGAAACUCUGGCGGCGGCAACUCUUCAAUGGACUUCGAAGACGACGACUUCGAGGUGGACAAUAAACUGCGCUGCGAUCGAGGAGUCAAACCCUUCUACACCGUAGUUCGUAAUGUGAAGAACGCCCACCAAAUCCAGGAAAUCGGAGAAUUCCAAGAGAUGGAUGACGAUGUAGAGUACAUUCUUUCGGCGUUGCAGCCGGACAAUCCGAGCGCCACCCGGUGUCUAUCGGCGAUGACGCUCGCUACCAAGUGUAUGACCCCUGCCUUCCGAAUGCACGUCCGCGCGCAUGGCGUGGGGACACGCAUCUUCAAAGCCCUUCGAGACGCACAUCUGGAUCAAGGUCUAGGUCUCUGUACAGCUGCCAUUAUGUUUGUCCUGUCGCAAGAUACCCUGAACAUGGAUCUCGAUAGGGACUCACUUGAACUGAUGCUAAACCUCCUGGACACCGACCAUCGAUCGGGAAGUACCGAAGGUGGCAUGACUCGCGGACAACUGGAAAAGAACAAACAGAAGGUCCGUGAACUUUGUGAGGAAAUCAAAAACUCCGGCAAAGCAAAGCACAUGGAUUUGGACCACUUCUCCGUUGGAUCUCUAGCGAUGGAAUCACUUCUUUCGCUCACCUCCAAACGAGCGGGCGAUUGGUUCAAAGACGAGCUGCGGAACCUCGGUGGCCUAGAACACUUAAUAAAAACGGUGUCCGACUGUUGCAAGGAAAUCUCUGAUUACGUCGUCGAGUGGACCGACGAUCUACUCUCGAAACUGCGUAAAAUCGAACGCUGCCUAAGGGUACUGGAGAAUGUUACCCUGCUGAACGAACAAAACCAGAGCUACAUCCUGAACUACAACAACGGCAGCCUCAUACUGACGCUGGCCAAACUGUUCAAGCUGAUCGACAGCGAAGUGGUACUGUACCCGACUAACGAGUCAACUCCCAAGGAGGAUCGAGGAGCGGUGCUGCGGGAAGUUAUCCCACCGGUGCUCAAGAUCUUCAUCAGCUUAACCCACCCCUUCAAUGAAGCUGCUUACGGUGCCACUGUGUUGGGAUCGCAGCCGCACGUGAUCGCCACCACGUUGCACCUGUUGCUGCGGAUCGGUGACUACGUGCCGCAGAAGUUGAUCUUCGAGAUCAACAUCCUGGUGCUGUUGUUUCUGAUCAAUCUGACCAUGUACACCCAGGCCAAUCGGCAAUUACUGAUGACGGCGCGAGUUCCGGACGAAUUUAACAAUCCUUCCUCCUCGUCAUCGGUGCCCGCAUCUUCAGAUGGAACCCAGAUUGCCAUACAGGCGCUGGUCGAGUACUUCUAUCGGCAGGAUGAGUUGGCGAGGUAUGCUGAGAAAAAUACCGAUGCUAUCCUGGACGCGAAGUCGAAAACACGUGAAGACAUUGAGGAAACUGUAACUAAGUUGCUACAAAAAGCCGGUCACCACAUGGAACACACACUGAUGGCCAGCUACGUGUGUCUGCUGAUCGGUUGGAUCGUGAUCGGUAGUGAGGACAACGAACGCAUCGUUCGGACCUACCUGAAGGACAACAACUUCGUGAUGAUGGUAACGUCGCUGGAAAAGUACUACAACUUCCUGAACCUGACGGCCAAUUCCGACGCACUCAGUCUUCAGCACGUGCGCCAAACCAAGAACAUCAUCGACCAGCUGAAACGAUUGGAUUCGGCGGAACGAAGCACGGCCGAGCCUUCCACCAGUCGUGGCCAUCUGCAGCAAUCGGAAUCCUCUACUUCCGCCACUUCCUCCAGCAACGCCACCCCACAACGGUAUGGAUCUCGUUCAUCCAAUCGGCUGCAUUAUUGAUUGCGGAAGUAAGGUCCCCCCGCCUCUGAAUCCAUUUAUGUGUGGGUGGGUGGACCCCAAGCUUAGCCUUUUAGGAGAGUCAUCAAAACCGAAUGUUCUCAUCGACGCAAGUACACACAUUCAGAUUUAACUAUUUUAUUGUCAACGGCAAAAUUUUAGUGAGUGGUUUAAUUGUAAAGGAAUAUUUAGGAUUUUUUUAAAUGAGAAAAUAUAAAUACCCUAAAUGAUUUUGUUUCUGUGCUGCAAUUAGACUGGUUGAAUUAAAUUUUAGUUUGUUUUGUUGAAAAAACGCUGAUCGAACUCGUAUGGAAACAAUCUUUUAUUUUGCACUUGUUUCAACGUUUCAUUACCCUUGCAAAAAAAAGCAACAAUCCGUCGACGACUAGAGUUUUUCUUUUCGCAGAAUUCAAUAGCCAACAACAAUCUAGAAUUAAGUGUGUAAAAAUAAUUAUAAACAAUGUGGUUGUUUCGUCCCCUCUCUCAUCCUUGCAUGUUGUCUGCUUAUUCAGAAACCUCUAGCGAUAAAGUAUUUUGGAAUGAGUCCCACUCUCUGUUCACACAAACACACCGUUUUUUCUCUCCUUAAAAAUACUUUAAAUAGGACCGUAAGAAGUUGUCGAUCGUUGUCGUCUCCCUAGUAUUAGCUUCCAAAAUACCCACAAAAUUCUCAAAACGUUAAGCAAAUGACCACUUUUUUAUGGGAUAUUAGCUUCUUGUUCGUUUUCUUUCAAAAAACGGACAAAUAUCAAAUAACAACAGAUGAUCAAUGUGGGUAGCUCUGUACAGUUAAAAGUAGCGAUGUUAGUUGAGUAGAAAUAAUUUAAACGGCGAAACAAAACCAGAACAAAAAAAAAUACCAGGUACGUUAGUUUUGGUGAUGCUUUCAUUAAUAACAAAAAGAGACGACAGAAAAAAAAGCUAAAUCUAAAAACAACAUGGAAAAAAUCACACAAAAACUAAGUUCCGAUUUCGAACAUUUAAUCAAUCGACCGGCAAAGCAAGACGCAGCAUCAGUAAUAAAAUUAAAAUAAGACAUAAAAUGAAUGUAAAUAGUAACGAUUAAUAUAUACUUAUAAAUAUAUGAACUGUUUAAAUUAUUAAGAGGAAAUCAUUAAUAACAGAAAAACCCGACAGAGAUGCAUAGAAAUACGAAAAGAGAAUCACAUUUUUUUUAAAAUAAAGCUGAGAUGUAAAAUCAA